Messenger RNA from Eupeodes corollae, 3337 nucleotides. RefSeq names its product centrosomal protein of 135 kDa (gene Cep135). NCBI's taxonomy places the organism in Eukaryota, Metazoa, Arthropoda, Insecta, Diptera, Syrphidae. The transcript has 17 exons. The record is from RefSeq and is a predicted model, not a curated record. The coding region runs from base 109 to 3213 and encodes 1034 amino acids.
GCCGAUGGCCAAACACAAACAAGUUGUUAAAUUAUUUAAAUUUUAAAACUCUUAACAUUUUUAAAUUUGAUAUUUUCCCACAAAAUACUAAAAACAAACUAUGACAAAAUGAGUGUUGAUUGCAUUUAUAAUAAUCUCCGUCAAAAACUCGACGUCCUUGGCUAUACUCAACCACUUCCAUUGGCAGCAAUAACACUUGUUGGAGCACUUUUCGAGGACCUUGUUAAGACCACCGAGAGUUUGCGCGAUUCAAAACUAAAAAUAUGUAAUUUACUCGAGGAAAAAUCGUGUUGGGAACUUGAUGUCGAACCGUACAAAUGUGAUAAUUCUCGCCUAUUGGCAGAGUGUAAUCAACUACACUUGGAAUUAAUAAAACAAAAAGAAGAUUCCGAGGAAAAGAUUUGUGAUUUAAAUCAAAGAAUAAGAAAUCUGGAAUGCGACAAAAACUAUCUAGAUGAACACUGUCAACAUUUGCAAGCACAAAUCAAAGCAUUUAUUCUCAAGAGUAUCGAUUCGAACUCAGUGAAAAAUAACAAGAACGGAGUCAACAUGAAUAAAAAGCCUUUCGUAAGCACUGUCCGCUCUGGCGAGUUUAUUCCGAAUGCAUUUUCCGAGAAUGCAUCGAUUAAAUGCACAAAAUGCAGUGUAGGCUUCUGCAAACAAUUUUCAGCUGGCUCUGCAAAUCCAUCGGCACCAGAAGUACAAAUGGAAAAAUUGGAAAACAACAUCAAAGAUCUCAAUGACCAAGUAGCUUUCUACAAGAAAAAAAUUGAAUCACGAGAUAGAGAAAUCCGUCGUUUGAACGAAUUGCUUGCUGGUGGACGCCCACCUGCAGCCCUAGCCAAAGAUUGCUGCUACAAAGAUAUCGGAACUCUUUCGGAAGAUGUUGAAUUGUUGCAAAGAGAAAAAUCAGAGAGUCUCUGCAAGAUACGUGAGUAUCAAGAUAAAAUGCAUGAGGCCAUGCAACGAGCAAUGGAUUUGGAGGGCAAAAAUAAGAAACUUCAGCGAGAAUUGGAUGAGUUAAAGGAAGCUGCCUUAGCUAUAGAGAGCCAAGCAAACACCGAGAUUGCUGAACGUGAAAAGGAAAUCGAAGAUUUGAAAGCAGAUUUGCAAAGAUUGAAGGAUAAAUUUGAAACAAGGGAUUUUUCUUCAGCUCCUUCGAAGUCAUCAGCUGAAGAGAAAAGAAUAUUUAACGAACGAUUAAACGAACUCACUCAAAGAGAGUCGGAACUUGAACUCGAAAACGAAAAGUUAAUGAAAAAGAACCAUAAACUUAAAUGCAGGCUUACCUCUUGUCAAAAAGAAAAUGUUUAUAAAAAUGUUCAGGACGAUCAUAAGUGCGUAGACGAAGAGCGAAUUCGUUUGAAAUCCGAAAGAGAUUUCUUCCAAAAGGAAUAUCUGCGAAUGCUCGGUAAAGCAGGAUCCGAUAAGGAAAUUGAAUUCCUUCAAUCUCAAGUAAAAUCCAAAGACGAUGAACUUCGUCUUCUACGUUCGGAAUUGUGUGUCCGACAGCAGCAUCCAAGUGCACGAUCGGAUAAGUCUUCCAAUAGUGAAUGUGUCCAAGCGAUAGUAAUUCGCGCUGAACGUGAACGGGACGUAGUCAAAGUGGAAUUGGAGCGAAUACGUAAUGAACGUGAUACUCUGCGUGAAAAAUUACAAAGCUUUACACUACUUCAAGCCGACAGUAGUCAAAAAUAUCAGGAGAAAAUUCAUGAACUUACAAAUAAAAUAACCGCUUUGGAAUGUGAUAAUCGUGAUUUGAAUUCAGCACGUGUUCCAUCACAAACACAAAUAGUUCUUCUGAAAGAAGAAAUCGAUGGACUUAAGAAGAAGCUGUUUGAACUGCAAGAAGAGAAUUGUAAACUUAAAUCUAGCCAGAAUCAGUUGAGAUUGCUUCAGGACCAAACCGAACGAGCACUUUCCGAAUACCAAAAUAAAUUAGCUGCUGCUGAGGCCCAACUCGAAUCUGCUGAAAGUCAACUUAAUAACUACGGGACCAAUCGAGAUGCAUCUCGAAAUGAGAUUGAAACGCUUAAGAAUGAAAUAGCUUCUCUCAAGUCAACUUAUGUCAAAAUGGAAAAUGAAAAGGAUAAGAUUGUUGCUGAGCUCGAUGCAAAAACAGAAAAAGUCUAUCAACUUGAAUUCGAUUUAAAGGCUACAAAAGAUAAACGAAAUGAUCUGGAAAGACAAGUUAAAGAACUAGAAAGAAAACUCGAGUUUCUUUCAACCCAAAGCCUCAAGCGAGAUUCGGAAUUGCAAGAUACCUCAACUGAAAGUAAAUCUUUACGCCAACAACUUGCCGCAUUAAAAUCAAGUCGUGAACAAGCAAUCGAAGAAAAUGGCCGCCUGUCAAAUGAUUUGGCCGAAAGUCAAGCUGAUAUCGCGACACUCAAGCGCCGCCUCAAAGACUCUGAAGUUGAAAUUGAACGCCUUAAGCAACAAUUGAAACAAUAUGUACAGGAAGUUAAAAAAGCCGAAGAUCUGCUAUUACACAAGGAAAAAGAGCGCGAAGAAAUGUUGGAUCAUUAUCGUAGCCUAUCGCAUGAUGCUGUACUAUUAGAGGGCAAUAAUCAAAGCCUUGAAGUUGAAGCAGCUGAAUGCAAACGACAGCUAUGUGAAGCCGAAGAUGAAAUUGCAGCGCUUAAGAAGGAACUUGCAACGCGUAAAGAUAUCAUUGACAAGCUUGAAGCACAGAUUGACACUCUUAAGACACAGAACACAUUUUUGGAAAAUCAAAUUGAAGAAGCUUAUGAUGAGCAACAGCUUCUUAAGGUAGAUUUGGCCGCUCGAAAGGAACUAUGUGACAAAUUAGAUAUUCAACGAGACAAGCUGAAUGCGGAAGUCUUCGAACUAAAUAAAAUUCGAAAAAAGCUUGAGCGGGACAACGAGAAGCUAAGAGCUGAAAAUGAUCGAACAUUAAACGGUACAAAAGCCACAGCUGAUACGUUCGAAGACUUACUUAGUAAAACCCGCAGAGAACUCGAAGAGCAAAUAAAGGUUGAUAGUCGACUUAGUCAAGAACUAAUUCGAAUGAAGGAAAGAAAUGAAGAUUUGUUGCAACAACUUAAAGAAGAACGUGAUAAAAGGCGUCAACAUGAAAACUUAGCACGCGAGUAUGACGUUCAGGUCAAGGAGCUAAGACACAAUAUUACUGAUGAAAGAUUUCGACAAGCCAGGAGCAGAGAAGAAAGUCCCAAGUUUACAACAAUGUGAAAUUAUUUUCUGUUCUGGAAGCAUUUUUCAAUUUAUUCAUUCCAUUUGAUUUUAUUUCAAGAGUUAUAUAAAUGAUGUUAAAAUCUUUAGAAAAUUAAGAAUAAUUUUAAAUAGAAUCACUUAA